AUGCCCGCCGCAGUAGAGCCAGCUCGUGUCUACACCGUCUCGGGUGGUGGUGCUGCCACUUCGGGAGCAGCAGGUACCUCCUUCAACUCGUCCUCUCUUCCAGAUCUAUUGCGAAAGUCGGGUUCAUCCAACAAGCGAAAGAAACGCAAGACCGCCCUAAAAGAUGAAGAGAUCCUCUCGCGUAUCGAGCUCAUCCAGGACUUUGAGUUUCCAGAAGCCAGCAAUCGCCUCACAGCAACAAGAGAUGGCCAGUCCAUCAUAGCAACAGGGACCUACAAGCCACAGAUUCGAGUAUGGGACUGCGAACAGCUUAGUCUCAAGUUCGAGCGCCACACAGAUGCAGAGAACGUCGACUUUUUGAUGCUUUCCGACGACUGGACAAAGUCGCUUCACUUGCAAACCGAUCGCACUGUUCAACUACAAGCACAAGGUGGCGCACAUGCCCGCGUCCGCAUUCCCAAGUUCGGUCGUGCACUCGGCUACCAUUUCCCUUCAGCUGACGCUAUCGUCGCUGCCGCAGGUCGUGAAGUCUACCGUCUCAACCUGGAUCAGGGUCGCUUCCUUGCGCCUUUUGUUCUCGGAGGUGGUGACCUCGGCGAGCCAACAGGAUGCAACGCCAUCGACGUUAACCCAGCACAUGGUCUUCUCUGCUUUGGCGCCGAAGGCACAGGCCUCGUCGAGAUGUGGGACCCGCGUAUGCGCAAAAGAGCCGGUGUGUUGAGUGUCGCUACCGAGACUGUACUAGACGCAGCGCUGCUUAUCGCCCGACGCAACCUUCCGGGUGUCAUUGGCGACUUCGAUGACGCCUCAGCUACCAAAGAGGCCCUGUCGUCUCUCUCGGUCUCCGCGCUUGCAGGUGCUGAAGACGGUCUCAACCUCGCUGUCGGUACCAAUACGGGACAUGUGCUUCUCUACGAUCUUCGCAUGGACCGACCGUACCAGACCAAGGACCAAGGUUUCGGUCUACCCAUCAAGAAAGUCAUGUGGCCCGGCGACAAGGCCGCAUCCACCACUGGUAGUGUUGGACCACGCACAAGAUCUGAAGCCGAAGGCAAGGUUCUCAGUGCAGAUGCAAAAGUCAUCAAGGUCUGGGACAAGGAUUCAGGCGACAACCUCGUUUCGGUCACUCCACCAUCUGCGGCCACAGAUAUCAAUGACGUUACACACUACCCAGGCACAGGUUUGCUUAUGGCCGCAGUCGAAGGCACGCAAAUGGCGGCAUGGUACGUUCCCGCGCUCGGACCGGCACCACGCUGGUGCUCGUACAUCGACACGCUCACCGACGAGAUGGACGGUGUCGGUUCAGCGGGUACAGGAGCCGGCAAGGGCGUCUACGAGGACUUCAAGUUCGUCGACCGCGCCGAAUUGGAGCGUCUCGGCAUGUCGCAUCUUGUUGGUACCCAGCUGCUCCGCCCUUACAUGCACGGGUACUUCAUCUCACUCGCCUUGUAUGAGCGCGCACGUCUUCUCAACAAUCCAACAGCAUACGCCGACGCCAGGGAGCGAGCUAUUAAGGCUAAGCUCGAGAAGCAAGCCGAGAGCCGUAUCCGCGCAGUCAAGAACCCCAAGCUCGAUGCAGGCGUGCGCGUCAACAAAGAGCUCGCCGAGAAGGUUGCACGAGCAGCAGAAAUCGCAGCAAAGAAGCAAACCAAGCGAGAUGCCAAGGCUGCUGCUGCUGCCGCCACCGCCGCUACAGAAGGAGACGCAGAGACACCAGCAGCCGAGACUGACGCUGCGGUCAGCAAAGAAGAUAAGCCAAGCGCCACCGCCAACCUUUUGUCGGACUCUCGUUUCUCGUCAUUGUUCCAGGACCCCGAGUUCCAGAUCGACACAUCGAGCCGAGAAUUUGCCAUGCUCAAUCCCUCUACCGCUCUCAAGCAGGUACGAGAUGAGCCAAGGAAGCUUACUGCUGUCGAGGACGAAGAGAACGAGAGCGACCGCGAAUCAAUCGAUCCCGACAUGGAGGACGAAGAGAGCUCCUCUGCCACGGAAGAUGAUGAGGGCGGUGAUUCGGGUGAUUCAUCAGACGAAGGUGACUUGGGUCAGUAUGACCCGCGUGCACGAGAUGCAUCCGGUAAGCGACCCAAGAAUCUCAACCAGGCAGCCGAGCUUCGUAAUGGCCGAAGAGGCGCGGGAGGACGCCCCUCCGGUGCUCGCCUGGUGGAUGAUGACGAUGAUGAAGAUGACAGCGGACACAGAGGUAACAAGAAGCGCAGCUUCGAAGACCGACUCAAGUCGAAAGAGGGGCGUGGUCCUGCAAGCGGACGCCGCCCUCGUGCAUCCGACUUUAUGGAUAGGGACGGAGAUGCCCCUGCUGGUGCAAGGAGCUUCACAUGGACCCCCUCGUCCUCGUCUCGUCGCGAUGAUGACGACAGCAAGAGGAAGAGUGGUGGCGCUCGCAAGGGUGCUGGUGACGAGACAUUCGGAUAUGGUCUCAGCAAGGGCGCCGGCGCUCAGGAGGGCAAAGGUGUCGAAGGGCUCUCUGAUGAGGCCAGGUUUGGCCGCCAGAAGCGACGACACCCCAACAGGUCUGCGAGUAAGAACGUCAUUAUGCGACGCACCUAG
Ustilago hordei is the source of this 2565-nucleotide messenger RNA. RefSeq lists its product as uncharacterized. Gene Ontology annotation, molecular function: protein binding. Gene Ontology annotation, biological process: maturation of SSU-rRNA from tricistronic rRNA transcript (SSU-rRNA, 5.8S rRNA, LSU-rRNA). The record is from RefSeq and is a predicted model, not a curated record. The transcript has 2 exons. Gene Ontology annotation, cellular component: 90S preribosome; nucleus; small-subunit processome. Lineage: Eukaryota; Fungi; Basidiomycota; Ustilaginomycetes; Ustilaginales; Ustilaginaceae. The coding region runs from base 1 to 2565 and encodes 854 amino acids.